Messenger RNA from Teleopsis dalmanni, 3176 nucleotides. RefSeq names its product cytosolic carboxypeptidase 6-like. Gene Ontology annotation, molecular function: metallocarboxypeptidase activity; zinc ion binding. The transcript is spliced from 5 exons. The record is from RefSeq and is a predicted model, not a curated record. Gene Ontology annotation, biological process: proteolysis. Bases 1234 to 3060 code for a protein of 608 amino acids. Lineage: Eukaryota; Metazoa; Arthropoda; Insecta; Diptera; Diopsidae.
UUUGAAUUAAAAUUAUAUAAAUAAGAAAUGGUUUUAAUUAUUAAUUGUAUUAUAUUUUGAACAUAUUAGUAAACUACGUAUGCAUGGAUGCUACCUUUCGGUACCUUCUUUUCAUUGUUGAGUUUGUCUCUAACAUUAUAGUAUAGUAAAGGAUAUUCUAUAAAUUUUUUUUUUAGAGUAAUAUACACUAGCAUUUCACAGGCGCAAUAUGUUCCGUAUUGAUAGUUACCGGAUACAUUUAUUGAUUACACAACAAUACCAAAUAAUGCGAAAUAACCUAGUAAACUAUAUUCGAAAGUAAGGCACGUUUCAACAAAACUCGGUUUUUAAAUGACAAAAAGGGCAGCCACGGUACUGCUUGCAUGGGACAAAGAAGGACACGACAAGUUUCAAAUACUUUAUUUCUGCGCGUUUUAAACGUGAUAGUAACAGCAACUUAUAUGAAUAUCCAUAACCCAUUUAAUGCGACACACAGUUCACAGUGUAAACUGCUACAGGAAUUGUAAAUCUAUGCAAGCCAAGUAAAAAGUUGUUCAAGUUUUGCGAAUAUUUGAAAAGGAAAAAAUAUCCGCAUCGAAUUAUCGAUCAAACAGAUAGCUUUAUUUGGAACGGUAUUGUAUUUAAAUGAAAUUUACAUGUCAACAGUUUCUGCUCUGUUGCAAUGCAGGAAAUCACAAUUACAAGAAUUGAAAUCGGGCAUACUUAACAUCCCACUUUUGGAAAACUUCAAAAAGGCGUGCGUAAUGAGUUUUGUAGUUGUAAUAAAGCAAAUAGUUGAUUUCAUCCGUUGAAAUUUAUAACGUGGCUUAUAGAAAGAACCUUGCUCAGCUAUAUAAUGAUCUAAGUAGUGGCGUGUAUUUUUUAUUGAGUGAGAAAAAUAAGUUUAAAUUAUUAUAUGGAAAGUAAGUAGUGGCGUGUGUUCUUUAUUGAGUGAGAAAAAUAAGUUUAAAUUAUUAUAUGGAAACUCAAAUGCAAAAAUACAACAAUAAAUUAAAGAGAAUUUCGUGCUCAUACAAGUGACUAGCGUUAUGAAAUUAAUUUUUUAUUUCGUUUAAGAAAUCAACCAACGUAAGUGCCAAAUUGGAAAAAAUUGGAGUUCCAUUAAUGUCAGACGCCAGAACUUAGAACGAGCCACAUCCACUGAUACGUGGGACACAUGAGUUUAUAUGUGAAGUUCGGUUUUGAUUGAUUUUUUAUUGAUACAUUUUAAAAUGUUUUGAAGCUUAAGGUGAAAUGGGUGAUUCAGAAAGUGAAGAUAGUGAUGGUGAAGGUGGUCUUGGCAAUGUAUCCCGAGUGAUUAUACGGCCUCCUGGGCAGAGCGGAAAAGCAAAACGUGGUCAUCUUUGUUUUGAUGCUGCAUUUGAAACAGGCAAUUUAGGCAAGGCUGAUCUCGUUGGUGAUUUUGAAUACGAUUUAUAUUUGCGGCCCGAUACAUGUAAUCCUAGAUAUCGAUUUUGGUUUAAUUUUACUGUGGAUAAUGUUAAAGUCGAUCAACGCGUUAUUUUUAAUGUAGUAAAUAUGAGUAAGCCAAGGAAUUUAUUUAAUUCUAAUCUCACGCCCUUGGUUAAAUCAUCAAGCCGUCCAAAAUGGCAACGAUUGCCAAAAAAAAAUGUUUUUUAUUAUCGAUCAAUUUUGCAUCAAAAUCAAUAUGUGCUAAGUUUUGCAUUCUCCUUCGAUAAGGAAGAUGAUGUCUACCAGUUCGCUGCGGCUUUACCAUACAGUUAUUCUCGACUGCAGUCCUAUUUAAAUGUUUUAGAUGCGAAGCAAACGGAAUUGCGUUUUAAACGUAGUGUAAUGGCUAAAACUCUGCAAAAUCGUAACUUAGACCUCAUAACGAUUGAUCAUGUCACUGGAAAAAUGAAAACAAACCGAAUAGAAAAAUCCUUUAUACGUGUUAUAGUUGUAAUAUGUCGCUUACAUGGCGCAGAAGCUCCUGCUUCAUUUGUGUGCCAAGGAUUUCUUGAAUUUCUUGUAGGCAACCACCCAAUUGCUAAUGUACUACGGGAAAAUUUUGUAUUCAAAAUAUUACCGAUGGUUAAUCCGGAUGGGGUAUUUCUUGGGAAUAAUCGAUGUAAUUUAAUAGGCCAGGACUUAAACCGUGUCUGGCACAUAGCAACCGAAUAUUCACAUCCAACUGUUUUUGCUAUAAGGAAUAUGUUAAAAGAAUUAGAUAACUCCGAUUCUUAUCAAAUCGAUUUUGUAUUCGAUAUACAUGCACAUACCAGUAUGCAUGGCAGUUUUAUAUAUGGUAAUACAUACGAGGAUGUUUACCGUUAUGAACGUCAUUUGGUCUUUCCACGUCUUUUUGCUGCCAAUGCUGCCGACUAUGUUCAAAGCAAUAUGAUGUUUAAUGCGGAUGAACGAAAGAUCGGUUGUGUGCGCCGCUUUUGUUGCGAACGUUUGAGCGAUACAAUUAAUUCAUACACAUUGGAAAUUUCUGUAGGUGGCCAUUAUCUCAGGGAUGGAAAAACCAUUGCUUUAUACACAGAAGAUGGCUACUACCGUUGUGGACGGACAUUGGUACGCACACUACUGCAGUAUUAUCGUUUUAUUAACGUUUUAGCAGUUCCAGUGCCUCCAGACAUACGCCAAAAGCACAAAAAUCGACCACGCACUCAUCAAUCACGAUCCCGUUCGAAAACACGUUAUGAAGUUAAGCCUAGGCCGCAAACAACGCGGUAUUAUGCACCCAUUUCUUAUAUGAAUAUAUCAAUAAACUAUGACUCUUGCGGCUCAUCUGACGAAGGUGGAUUCUCUCCUUUACGGCCCAAAGGUCCUGGGUGUAGUCAUUUCAGUGGCUACCGUAGUAUUGGUCGUCACGAUCCUGAACAGUUUACUUUACCAAUUAUCAACACGAAAAGAUAUGAUACUUUAAACCAGCCUCAUGAAGGAUUUUAUAAAGGAAGUAGGUCUAUUGCAGAAAAAACUAUUAAGCUUCCUACACAUAUAUAUGAACCGUCAGUUAAUAUGCCGCCAAAGCCGUAUUUGUCGAUUAUUGAUUUGAAUCAAUUAACACGUGGUAGUCUGAAUGUAAAAUCAAAUAUUUUAGGUAAUUCAUAGAACUAUGAAAUGGAAAGAAUAGAAGUUAGACUAGUUAGACAAUUUGAAAUUUACACGUUUAAUAUUUUCCUCUUGUUAUAAAGUGUAUUUUAAAAGAAUAUUUUUUAUAGAUUCAA